Molecule: messenger RNA, 8651 nt
Organism: Prionailurus viverrinus (fishing cat)
Lineage: Eukaryota; Metazoa; Chordata; Mammalia; Carnivora; Felidae
Gene: ADCY6
Product: adenylate cyclase 6
Exons: 22
Coding region: 2470-6276 (1268 amino acids)
Biological process (GO): adenylate cyclase-inhibiting G protein-coupled receptor signaling pathway; adenylate cyclase-activating G protein-coupled receptor signaling pathway; intracellular signal transduction
Cellular component (GO): plasma membrane
Molecular function (GO): adenylate cyclase activity
Source: RefSeq, a predicted model, not a curated record
GGUGCUUGGGGUGGAGUCCCAGGUGGGGUGGUUGCAGUUAGUUGGACAGUUACAUAACUCGGAAGCUAACCUCUUGGGGAGUCAGAGUGUUCUGGGGAUGGUCAUGCAUUCUCCUGGACAGUGUCUGCCCCUUCCUCUGUGGGUAUGAGCCAGAUGCUAGGAUGUGCUUCCAGGAGGCUGGGAACAUGGCCAGAAACAGGUCCCUUGGGAACAGAGGUCUGGGCCAUUUCAAGCGGGGGGAGGAAUGGUUAAUACAGGGCAGGGGACUGGCAAGUAGGAGGAGGCUGAAGCAAAAUGUCACAGUAGGGGUGGUGGGAAACCUGCUUGCUCUGGGCUUUGUCUCCAGCAGCUCUGGGGACUGACAGCCAAGGACGUGGGGACUGAUAGAACCAGGUGUCUGACUGGCUGGGGAGAUGUGUGUUCUUGCUUGUGGCUCUUCUGUCUUUCCAUUUCUUGGACGCUGGCAGAGUUUUGGGUUCAAAAUGGUAUAGGGUGGGGGAGAAGACCUCAUUUAUCGGGUGUGUGUUAUGUGAAAGAUACUGUUGGAUUUUUUUCAUGACUAUUACUUUUCCCAUUUUACAGAUGAAGAAACUGAUACAGGGAGAUAGUAACUUGUUCAAGGCUGUGCAGCCAGCAUGUAAUUACCCUAAGGUUUGAAGCCUGGUCUUGCUCCAAAAAUUGUGCUUCUAAUGAAGUAUUUUGAAGAGCCAGGCUUCCUUUGGUGACUUUUUCCAAAUGCCAACCUGACCCAAAGUCUUGGAUUUCUGAUCUGUCCCUCCAGAGGGUGCUGUUGGUGAUGUUAGGAGGGCACGGUGCUCUGUGGGAUAAGGGAGAAGGGAUGCUGAGAGAAGUUGGCUGAGAGUGAUCCAGGGAUGUGGGUCUCUAGCAUGCAGAGAGGUCCCCAGUCUGCCUUCUGUUUAGUGGGCCUCUGGGUGUCUGCUCAAAGUGCCACUUGUCUGCCUUGAGCUGCUGAUCCUGUGGGCAUUACUCCCUCCUCCCCCCCCCCCCCCCCCCCUCCAGUGAGGACAAAUGUCAAGGCUGCUAGCUCUGAAGGUUUAAAUACAAAGAGCCCCAGGGUGCCCUGUGGGCAUGGAGGAGUGUGGCCCUGUUAGAGACACAGGCAUCUGUGGACGAGAAUGCUCUCAUCCACACUUUCUCUUGAGCUGCUCUCAGCUAGGAGACACAUUGAGGGUAUUGUCAUAGAGUCCUCCCCACCCCAGUUGAAGGCACUACCCUCCAGGAGAUCUGGGGCUGAUUUGGUGACCUAGGAUCUCUUUAACUUGGGCCAGCUGUAUAGAACUGCUAUGGACCUUGUUUUCUUCCUUCCUUCCUUCCUUCCUUCCCCCUGUCAAAUCUGUGUGCAAGGUGGCCACAGGAGCAGUUUCGCAGGGCUUUGGUGAAGAUCAGAUGGAAUUGGGUAUGUGAAAGGGACCUCGAAGAGUUUAAAGCACAGAGAAAAUAUUAUCUACCCAUCCACUCUAGGAACACUUAUUUAGACCCUAUUAGAUGUUUGCAGAUACAGCAGGGAGCGAAAUGGGCCCAAAUCCCUGCCUUCAUGAGGCUGACAUUCCAGUGAGGAGAGACAAUGAACAAAUAAGGAAAAUGUAUAGAAUGGCAUUUGCUGAUAAGAGCUGUGGAGAAAAAUAAAGCAUGAAGCUGGGAAGAAAGAUAGGGAGCUCCAGGAAAGGGGGUUGCUAUUUUAAUAGAACGGUCAGGGAAAGACUCACUGAUAAGGGAACACUUGAGCUGUGACCUGGAGGAGCUCUUAGUCCAGGCAGCGGGCACCGCAGUCCCAGGCCGCCCCGUGCAUGGUGUGUUGGGGACCAGCAAGGAGGCUAAUAGAACUGGAGUGCGGUGAGAAAGAUGAAGAAUCAUAGGAUUAUCACUCUUUAUUAUUAUUACACAGUAGCUGCUCUAUGCCAGUGCCCUUGAGCUUUCUCUCUGUCUUUUCAACAUACAUUUCUCGAGUCCUUACCAUGAGCCAGGCUCAGUACUCGGUGCUGGGGGUAAGGUGCUGAGCAAAACAGAACAAUCCCUACCCUCACAAAAGUUUAUAGUGAGAGGGGUGGGGACACAUGAACAAGGGGCAAUUUAAUUGUGAUAAGUACUAUGGAGGAAAUGUACAGAGGGUAAACAGGGGGCCAAAUUUAGUGUGGGUGGGGGAGCUGGGACAUCUUCCCUGAGGAAGUUCCAUCUAAGCUGUGACCCGAGGGAGAAGUUGAAUUUGGCUUGGUGCAGUGUGCAUGGUGUGAGUACGAUGAGGAACAAUGUAGAAAGAGAUUCCCUUUUGUAUAGAGGUCACCGAUUGGCAGCUCACAGGCUGAAUUCAUUCCAUAGACGUGAUUUAUUUGGCUUGCAGUGUUGAAAAAUGUGAGUUACUUGCCAGCAUUUAAAACUCAGGAGAUGUCAUGUUAAAGUGUACAUUUUUUUCAGCUUCUGUUGAAAAUCAGAAGAUCAGGCUCCACUGGGAUGCCGGUGCCGGCUAUGUGCUGGUGUGGUACCUGCCCCGGUGCUCGGGAGUGGACUUUUCAGUUCCUUCCAGACCUCCUUUGCUUAUUGACACAGGCACUCGAGCUUGUAACCACCAAGAAAUCAGUGCUUUUUAGGGAAGGGGUGAAUGUUGAAGUGUACUGCUUUGGAGUCCGGCAGAUCUGGGUUAGAAUCUUGGUUCCCACACCUCCGUGGCUGCUUGAUGUAGGGCGAGUUACCCGCCUGCUUCUGUCUCGGUUUCCUCACCUGCUGAAUGGGGAUCCUGUCGUCCUCCUCCAUACUUUUAUCAGCAUGUCCUGGUUUAGUGGCCUCCUGGUCCCCAAGGUGGAUGAACGGAAAACAGCCUGGGGUGAACGCAAUGGGCAGAAGCGUCCACGCCGUGGGACUCGGACCAGCGGCUUCUGCACACCGCGCUAUAUGAGCUGCCUCCGGGAUGCACAGCCCCCCAGCCCCACCCCUGCAGCUCCUCCUCGGUGCCCCUGGCAGGAUGAGACUUUCAUGCGGAGAGGUGGCCCAGGCAAGGAGCCGGGGCUGCGGGCGGUGGCCCUCGGCUUUGAGGACACUGAGGCGAUGGCGGCGGUCGGGGCAGCCGAGGUGGCACCCGACGUGGCAGCCCGGGGUAGGCGGUCUUGCUGGCGCCGUCUGGCCCAGGUGUUCCAGUCCAAGCAGUUCCGCUCGGCCAAGCUGGAGCGCCUGUACCAGCGGUACUUCUUUCAGAUGAACCAGAGCAGCCUGACGCUGCUGAUGGCCGUGCUGGUGCUGCUGACGGCCGUGCUGCUAGCCUUUCAUGCUGCACCUGCCCGCCCUCAGCCUGCCUAUGUGGCCCUACUGGCCUGUGCCGCCGCCCUCUUCGUAGCGCUCAUGGUGGUGUGUAACCGGCACAGCUUCCGCCAGGACUCCAUGUGGGUGGUGAGCUAUGUGGUGCUGGGCAUCCUGGCAGCCGUGCAGGUUGGGGGUGCCCUGGCAGCCAACCCCCGCAGCCCCUCUGUGGGCCUCUGGUGCCCCGUGUUUUUUGUCUACAUCACCUACACGCUCCUACCCAUCCGCAUGCGGGCGGCUGUCUUCAGUGGCCUGGGCCUCUCCACCCUGCAUCUGAUCUUGGCCUGGCAGCUCAACCAUGGUGAUGCCUUCCUCUGGAAGCAGCUUGGUGCCAACAUGCUGCUGUUCCUCUGCACCAACGUCAUCGGCAUCUGCACACACUAUCCAGCUGAGGUGUCUCAGCGCCAGGCCUUUCAGGAGACCCGUGGUUACAUCCAGGCCCGGCUGCACCUGCAGCAUGAGAAUCGGCAGCAGGAACGGCUGCUGCUAUCAGUGUUGCCCCAGCACGUUGCCAUGGAGAUGAAAGAAGAUAUCAACACAAAGAAAGAAGACAUGAUGUUCCACAAGAUCUACAUACAGAAGCAUGACAAUGUCAGCAUCCUGUUUGCAGACAUUGAAGGCUUCACCAGCCUGGCAUCCCAGUGCACUGCGCAGGAGCUGGUCAUGACCCUGAACGAGCUCUUUGCCCGGUUUGACAAACUGGCUGCGGAAAAUCAUUGCCUGAGGAUCAAGAUCUUAGGGGACUGUUACUACUGUGUGUCGGGGCUGCCGGAAGCCCGAGCAGACCAUGCCCACUGCUGUGUGGAGAUGGGGGUGGACAUGAUCGAGGCCAUCUCGCUGGUGCGUGAGGUGACAGGUGUGAACGUGAACAUGCGCGUGGGCAUCCACAGCGGGCGUGUGCACUGUGGCGUCCUUGGUCUGCGGAAAUGGCAAUUCGAUGUGUGGUCCAAUGACGUGACUCUGGCCAACCACAUGGAGGCGGGGGGCCGGGCCGGCCGCAUCCAUAUCACUCGGGCCACGCUGCAGUACCUGAAUGGGGAUUAUGAGGUGGAGCCAGGCCGUGGUGGUGAACGUAAUGCAUACCUCAAGGAGCAGCAUAUUGAGACCUUCCUCAUCCUGGGAGCCAGCCAGAAACGGAAAGAGGAGAAGGCCAUGCUGGCCAAGCUGCAGCGUACACGGGCCAACUCCAUGGAAGGACUGAUGCCACGCUGGGUGCCUGAGCGCGCCUUUUCCCGGACCAAGGACUCCAAGGCUUUCCGCCAGAUGGGCAUUGAUGAUUCCAGCAAAGACAACCGGGGUGCCCAAGAUGCCCUGAACCCUGAGGAUGAGGUAGAUGAGUUCCUGGGCCGUGCCAUCGAUGCCCGCAGCAUCGAUCAACUACGGAAGGACCAUGUGCGCCGCUUCCUGCUCACCUUCCAGAGAGAGGAUCUUGAAAAGAAGUACUCGCGGAAGGUGGACCCCCGCUUCGGAGCCUACGUAGCCUGUGCGCUGUUGGUCUUCUGCUUCAUCUGCUUUAUCCAACUCCUCGUCUUCCCACAUUCAACUCUGCUGCUUGGGAUCUAUGCCAGUAUCUUCCUGCUGUUGCUGAUCACUGUGCUGACCUGUGCCGUGUACUCCUGUGGCUCUCUCUUCCCCAAGGCCCUGCAACGCCUUUCCCGCAGCAUUGUCCGUUCUCGGGCACACAGCACUGCGGUUGGCAUCUUUUCAGUCUUGCUUGUGUUCACCUCUGCCAUCGCCAACAUGUUCACCUGUAACCACACCCCCAUACGGACUUGUGCAGCCCGGAUGCUGAAUGUAACACCUGCUGACAUCACUGCCUGCCACCUGCAGCAGCUCAAUUACUCUCUGGGCCUGGAUGCUCCCCUGUGUGAGGGCACCGCACCCACUUGCAGCUUCCCUGAGUACUUCGUUGGGAACAUGCUGCUGAGUCUCUUGGCCAGCUCUGUCUUCCUACACAUCAGUAGCAUCGGGAAGUUGGCAAUGAUCUUUGUCCUCGGGCUCAUCUAUUUGGUGCUGCUUCUGCUGGGCCCCCCAGCCACCAUCUUUGACAACUAUGACCUGCUGCUUGGUGUCCAUGGCUUGGCUUCUUCCAAUGAGACUUUCGACGGGCUGGACUGCCCAGCUGCAGGGAGGGUAGCACUCAAAUACAUGACCCCCGUGAUUCUGCUGGUGUUUGCUCUGGCGCUGUAUCUGCAUGCCCAGCAGGUGGAAUCAACUGCUCGUCUGGACUUCCUCUGGAAACUGCAGGCAACAGGGGAGAAGGAGGAGAUGGAGGAGCUGCAGGCAUACAACCGAAGGUUGCUCCAUAACAUUCUGCCCAAGGACGUGGCUGCCCACUUCCUGGCCCGGGAGCGCCGGAACGAUGAGCUCUACUAUCAGUCGUGUGAGUGUGUGGCCGUCAUGUUUGCCUCCAUUGCCAACUUUUCUGAGUUCUAUGUGGAGCUGGAGGCAAACAAUGAGGGCGUCGAGUGCCUGCGGCUGCUCAACGAAAUCAUCGCUGACUUUGAUGAGAUCAUCAGCGAGGAGCGGUUCCGGCAGCUGGAGAAGAUCAAGACGAUUGGUAGCACCUACAUGGCUGCCUCAGGGCUGAAUGCCAGCACCUAUGAUCAAGCGGGCCGCUCCCAUAUCACUGCCCUGGCUGACUAUGCCAUGCGGCUCAUGGAACAGAUGAAGCACAUCAACGAGCACUCCUUCAACAAUUUCCAGAUGAAGAUUGGGCUGAACAUGGGCCCAGUCGUGGCAGGCGUCAUUGGGGCUCGGAAACCACAGUAUGACAUCUGGGGGAACACAGUGAAUGUCUCUAGCCGUAUGGACAGCACGGGGGUCCCUGACCGAAUCCAGGUGACCACGGACUUGUACCAGGUUCUAGCUGCCAAGGGCUACCAGCUGGAGUGUCGAGGGGUGGUCAAGGUGAAGGGCAAGGGGGAGAUGACCACCUACUUCCUCAAUGGGGGCCCCCCCAGUUAGCAGGACCCAACUACACAUUCAGCUGACAGGACCAAGGUGGGCAUUUGAGUGGACUCUGUGCUCGCUGGGUGGAGCUGUGGCAGGGGGCACCGAGCCUCCAGACCCUGCUGACCACAAAAGGGAACCUCCCAGCAGGCUGUGCUUGGACCAUGCUCGUCUGCCCUCAGGCUGGUGAACAGGGGGAUACCAAGAGGAUUAUGCAAGUGACUUUUACUUUUCUAAUUGGGAUAGGGCUGUUCCCUCUCCUCUCUUCCAGCUUUUGGGAGCAGGGGAGGGGGCAGGGCAGCAGCAGAGGCAGCAGGGAUUAAAAUGGCAGCUUGCCAUGCCUACCCUUUCCCUGUCUGUCUGGGUAACAGACUCAGGGCUGGGCCCUUCCUUUCCCUCUUUUUCCUGGGAAUAUUUUGUACAAAGACUGGGGCAGGCAUGAGGAGUGCCUAUUCCAUGCUUGCCUCUGCUAUGCCUGCAUCCCCAGCACUGGCCUUGGAUACCCCACCCCAGUCGGGUCUUCCUCCUAGGCACAGGGCAGACGAGGGAGAUGCUCUGGGGACCCUGCUCUGUCCAUAUUUCAGGGGAAUGUUUCCAUUUGCCAAAUCCUAGUCCCAUGAUCUGUCCCCAAAGGGGAACAAAGGGACUUCUGACAGCUCAGAUCUAGCCCUAGUUCCUGCACAGCUCCAGGAAAAGGGGCAUCUAGCCUCCUUUGGUACUGUGAAAACACCCAGCCAGAAAGCAAGCAUGUAUGUGGGGAUGUCAAAAGGUCAGGAGCUGGAAGUUCACCUGUAGAUGCCCAAGAGAGCAGGCUGGCCAGGGAGUGGGGUGGUACCAGACUCUUGAUCUGAGGGCCCCACUGGGGUCAGGAUCAGGUCACUCUGCCCCCAUGCACUCUUGCUGUCUGCUGGCAAGGGGGCACAGAGCAUCUCUACCCCUUCUGUUGCCAAAUAGAAAAGGGUCAGGGCAUGGAGGAGGGUGACCCUGAUCUCAAACCUGUCCUCCCAAGUCUUGGCACUGGGGAGGGCCUGUAUGUCUGUGUAAUGUGUGUGCCUGUCAGCCUUUUUGUGUGUGUAUCUGUUUCCAGGUCUGUGUGUGUCCUUAUGGUUCUCCUCAGCUCUCCACCCUGGGUUGCCUCUCUCCUGUGGGCCUCUGUCUUCGGGGAAUAAGGCAGGGUUUCUGAUUUCAAGGGAUGGAGAGAGACGCCUAGGUUGUACAGGAGUAGCAUGGGGUGUGGCAGCAAGAGGAAGGUGGCCCUGGGGAGAGGAGUCCUUUUUGUGCCAAAUCCCUAAGUGCCAUUUGGGGGCCGUGUGUGCAGCAUGACUGUCUCCCUGCCUGGGGCAGGGACCCAAGCGCCUGCUUGAGCCUCAGUGCUCCAUGCACUUGAACUGUCUGGGUUUGGCGGGCAGAGCCUCAGGACUUUCCUGGGUUCCCCAGAUGGUGGUAUACUUUGGGACUGGGGUAGCAUGGGAUCCCUCUGAGGACCCAGAUACUGGUACUAGGGGAUGGGGCAAGGGAACCUGAAACUUGGCUUUCCCCAGCCUUCAGUCUCAGUCUAGCAUGUUCCUGGCUCCCCAGUCUCCAUGAAGCCUUCAAGGGCUGGAAGGAGGGUCAGGAGGUUGGACUCUAGAUUCCCUUCCUAUCUCUGCCUUCCUUUUACUCCUUUCCCUGCAACCUCCUUGCCACCUAACUUAGUUGGUGCCUUGGUUUCUCUGUCUGUCUGUACCUAUUUAAGCCAGAGGCAUUAGCCUGAAUUUUGCUUGAAGAUCAUGUUGUGUUAAAGAUGAUUAGAGAGACAGAGAAGAGGGUUCCAGAGUUGCUAAGUUUGGGGAAUGAAAGGGGUGGGUGGCACCCUUGCCCUUCCUCAUGCCUUUUCUGACUCGAGCUCCUUGCAGAGGCCUGGUUUCUGGCUUGCACUGCCUGCCUUGGGGGAUCUUGAUGCAUCAGUCAAGUGGGUCAUCAGGCACUUCAUUAGCUAUGGCAGGAGGAGGGGAAAAGACUAGUUGGUCCAGAGAGAAGAUCAACUCCCUCUCCCCAGACAUAUCCCUGGAUGGGAAAGGGACUGCUUGGAGCCCUGGGGUGGGGAUAGGGGUGUAAGGAGACCAGAGUGGGAAGACCUCAGUCUUGGGUGAUUUGUCUUUGCUUCUUGUCAAGUGGGAGGGACCUGUCCAACACCCUGACUCCCCAUACCACAGUGCCAGCCAUGCCCUUUUCCUGGGCUACCAUUGCCCCCUUUCUCACCAGUUGGUGGGGGAGUCAGUGGAUGGGAGGCCCAUGGACUUUGGUUUUAUAAUGUAACCACUGUGGGGGUGGGGGAGGGUGGUAUACCAUGUAUUUCAGUGAAAUAUUUAAUAUAUUUAAAUAUCAAUAAAAUCAAACUCUUUGUAAAA